GGACGCCUUCGCUGUACGCAAAUCCAUCGGCAGCCGUGUGGGCAUUUGAUGAGGAAGACGAGUUACCCAGCCAAGGAUUGACUGAAGCAAGCAAGUUCCCUGUCGGGCUUGAAUCCGCCGGCGAUGGCGAUGGCGAUGGCGAUGGCCGCCCUUGCAGAAACCGGGCGAGGUGGAGAUGGUGAUAGCGAGCGGGAAGAAGAUGACCAGUCCCGACAUCGAGGGAAGGCACUGCAAGAAGCUUCUGUCUCGGAUGAAGACGAAGGAGGGGAGUAUGCUGAGGUGGAGGAUGGGAGUUCAGAUCGUGUGAUCGACAAAGACAAUGAGGAUGUCGAUGAUAAUGACGACGAUGAUGAUGAUGAUGAUGAUGACGAGGAGGAGGAGGAGGAGGAGGAGAAGGAAAGCGGGGGAAGUGAACAAGACGAAGAGGAAGACGAAGAGGAAGAGGGAGAGGAAGAUGAGAAUCUCGCGGACAUUGUUGCGCAAUCCAUCGCUUCACGACUGCGGGGAAUGAACAGUGAGACGUCAACGGUGCUGGCGAUGGAAGAAGACAAGCGUAGGAGAGAGAUCGGAGUGUCUCUUCUGACAUCCAACGGCUCGGAUGCAUUUGGCAAGAAGAAUGAAGGCAAGAACGCCAUGCUUCGUUGGUUUCCAGACACAGGAAUUGCACUGCCGGGGAUGGAAGGAGAGGGGGAGGGGGAAAAGAAUGAGAAGAAUGCUCCUCAACGGCUUGCAGUGAUUGAUAGACGACCAGGAGGUGGAGGGGAGGAGAUAGAAGGGAUCGAGAAGAAGAAGACAGACAGCAAGAGAGCAGUACGAGUCCACCAGAGCGCGAUGAUUGCCCGUACUGCUCUUGAGGAAGCCAUGGCGGCUAGUUCGAUAGACGUUCGGCUGGAUUCCGCGCUGGAAAAGAGGUUUACAGUGCCCCCGCCUGACCCUAAGAAGGAAAGGAGAACGGCGAUGAAGUCGGCCCCGAAGACGGCAGGCUCCAAGUGGUUCGACCUACCUGCCCCUCAGUUGACCCCUGAACUCAGGCGGGAACUGCAGUUAAUUAGAUUGCGCGCCGUCAUCGAUCCCAAACGCCAUUACAAAACGACGAACGAUAAACGAGAGCCCUAUCCGACUUAUUUCCAAAUCGGGAAGGUGAUAGAGGGACCUACCGAGUUCUACUCAAGCCGAUUGACGAAGAAACAGCGGAAGCAGACGAUGGCAGAGGAGAUUCUUGCGGACGAGGCAGUGACAGCUUAUCGCAAACGGAAGUUCCAAGAGCUGCAGAAAACGAAAAUGGCGGGAGGAAGUGAUCAAUACAAGGCCAAGUUCAUGAAGAGGAAGAAGCCCUGGGCCCGUCACUGAGCGCUUUUGGUGUUUUUUUUUUUUUUUUUUUUUUUUUUUUUUUUUUUUUUUUUUUUUUUUUUUUUUUUUUUUUUUUUUUUUUUUUUUUUGUUUGUUUAUAGAACGAGACCAGACUUGUCAACCGUUUCGAUUUUCUCGGGACACG
Messenger RNA from Chara braunii, 1495 nucleotides. Lineage: Eukaryota; Viridiplantae; Streptophyta; Charophyceae; Charales; Characeae. The record is from the annotation of a GenBank genome assembly.